AUGGGGGAAUCACAAUCAUAUAACCCUAAGAUAAUAGUGCCUCAGAAAGUCAAAACCUUUCACAUGCAUGCAAAGGAAAGACAAUCUGAGCUAUUUCAAAUGGUAUUGCUAACGUAUCAAUCAUCAGCGCUGAAGGAAGCAAUAGAUGAUCUUGAAUGGCCUGGAUCAAGCGUACAGAUCAGCCUUCAAAAGUCUCCUCCUUGUGUUACUUUUAGAGGAGAAGGACACGGAGACCUACGUACAGUUUACACACUCAUGGAUCUGAUUGACAAAUCAAGAAGACUCACCAGAUGCAUUUGCUAA
Molecule: messenger RNA, 303 nt
Organism: Thlaspi arvense
Lineage: Eukaryota; Viridiplantae; Streptophyta; Magnoliopsida; Brassicales; Brassicaceae
Source: the annotation of a GenBank genome assembly